UGGCAGGAAGGUUGGCGGAGGCAGGUGUGAGCACUGACACAAUUAGUUUGUGCGGCCACACUGUAACGUAAGCGCUGUUCUAGUCCAUAACAUGUCUGAAACUAUACCUGGAGGAAGACAACGGUCAUCCUCAGAAGGAGAUUUACUCGAUGAAGACGAAGAUGGGAUUAACUACGGCCAUCAACGCCUUUCACCGUUACAUCGCAAAGUUAGCCGAAGUGCUCACCUCAGUGGAUCCGCCGGUCGCUCAGAGUACAUUGAAAACGUUGCUGAGAGAGAAGGUAUUUCUACUUUAGAAAGGAAGAAAAAAUACAAAAGACCGUCCUUUAAGGCUAUGAAACAUUCUGUGAUGAAAAUGGUGAGACGUACAGUGAAUUCUAAUGUCCAGAACGGAUCGGAUAGCGAGAAUAGCUACAACGUUCGUGCUAUAGUCACACCGACUUUACGGCGAAAAAGUAAACACAGCGAAUCGAUGCCAGGUGAGACGAAGCAGUCAGCCCACAAGACUAAUUUUACCCGACAUGAUCACGGCAAUGAUGAUGACUUCAUUAGGUCUGGUAACAGACCUCUUCUAACACAGCGAAUAAUUAAACUAAAAGGCGGUGUAACGCCAGGUACAGUAGGACUGAGAAACCAUGGAAAUACCUGUUUUAUGAAUGCAAUUCUGCAGUGCUUAAGCCAUACUGAUGCACUCACAGAGUAUUUCAUUAGGGAACAAUACAAAGCAGACCUGGCCCACCACAACAAAAGCAAUUCUAAGAAAUUUGGAACAAAAGGAGAAGUUCUAGAACAAAUGGCUUACCUAGUCCAUAGUUUGUGGACUAACAGGUACACAUCUGAUGUUUCUAAUCACUUCAAAAAUGUUGUUGGGAAAUAUAACAAUCAGUAUCAAGGAUAUUCUCAACAUGAUGCUCAAGAGUUUUUACUGUGGCUUCUGGAUAAAAUGCAUGAGGACCUGAACACAGUGGCAAAGAAGAAGUACAAAGCAAAUAAGAACCAGUCUCCAAGGAGAGAUGAAGACUUGGCAGAAGAAGCUACAGCCUUCAGUAAGAGUUUUGUGAGUGAUUUGUUCCAGGCCUUGUACAGAUCUUCCCUCACCUGUUUGAACUGUCAGAGACAGAGUAAUACGUUUGACCCGUACCUCUGCGUCUCACUGCCACUCCCACAAAAGGUGCUCCGCCCUGUGUAUGUCACUAUCGUGUAUGCAGACGCAAGACCUAAGCAAGUGAAAAUUGGCCUGCAGUGCAAUGUGACUGACUAUGUGAAAGACUUGAGGAGAACCUUGGCUUCUGACACCAAUAUUCCAGAGUCAAGGCUGGUGCUUGCUCAGAUCUAUGAUGAUGGCUUCAGGAAUACUUAUGGAGAUCAUCAACCAUUGUCUGACAUCCCCGAGUCAGAGACCGUGUAUGCUGUGGAAAUGUUGCCCAUCAUUCACCCAGAACAGUACCAGACCUCCUUCAUCCAAAUCAUCUUUGUCAAUGUGGAGAAAAUCACCAGCCCGUCUCGAUGUUACAGGUUCUGUAGCCCUCAAGUCAUGCAAGUGCCCCGGGAUUUGAACUUCAAAGAGCUGCAGACUCAGAUAUUGAAGCACAUGGCUGAUGAUCUGGCAGAGGGAUUGCUAGCGCAGUCACAUAGGCUGAAUGUAUUGUUCCGUCUGAGAGUUGUAGACGGUAUCCCAGGGAAGUGCUAUUUGAACCCAGACGUGGAUUUGCCCCUAUACAUGGAAACAGUUGAUAGGGCACUGUCGUUUUACACCUCAAAUAAACAAGGAUAUGGCCCAGCCCAUCUGAAGCUUGUGGUGGAGUGGGAUGCAAAUAGAAAGGAGGGGUUGGUUGUGUGUGAUGAGGACAGAGUUGAAGAGCACUCGAGUGUCUACCAGGUCAGACAGGCCCAGCAGAAACCAGCAGGAGCCUCCCUCGAGGAAUGUUUCCAGCUUUACACACAAGAGGAAAAGCUAUGUGGAGAAGAUGCCUGGCUGUGUCCGUACUGUAAGAAACAACAGCAGGGAACCAUGAAGAAGUUAGGGUUGUGGUCACUGCCAGAUGUUUUUGUCGUGCAUUUGAAGAGGUUUAAGCAGGUUGGAAUGAAGAGAAAUAAGCUGAACACACUGGUGAACUUCCCGGUGACAGGGUUAAACAUGGCUCCUCAUGUUGUCCAGAGAACCAUCAACAAUAACACUAGAUACUGUGAUGAGAGUCCGUCCGGGAAGACCCCAAAUGGUCACAGGUCACCCACCAAGCAGAUGGCCUUACUGGGUGGCUCCACUGCCGAGAUUUAUGACCUGUUUGCAGUGUGUAACCACUAUGGAGAUAUGUGCGGCGGUCACUACACAGCUUUCUGUAAGAAUCCAGUGGACGAUAAGUGGUACUCCUUCGAUGACUCCAAAGUGACACCCAUGCAGGAGUCUGAGGUGGUGACCAAAGCGGCCUACCUGUUGUUUUACCAGCGGCGAAGUCAGGCCCACAACCGGAGUCAGGAGUUACAGCAAGGCAACCACUGGGUGUAUAGGCUUGAGGACCUUGUGGACCCUGCCACCCUGGGGCGCUUUGUUUCCCCACCAGGGUCACCCACCAAGUCCCGUGCCUCUGAUAAGGCCAUAUCACCAGGGUUGAGCAGAAAGAAACCCCCAAGCACCCCAUCGACGCCAAGGGCUCAGCCCCCUCCAGACUCUCCCCCCAUGCAGAGACAUUACUCCAUGCCUCCUCAGGCUCUCAGGCAGACCAGAAAUCCCACCGACACCUCACCUUCCAGCAUAAAGGAAAAUCAAAGGAGUGAACCCUGUACACCAGUUUCCCCUGUAGCUGCCAACAACAACAACAACAAAUGGUCUAAAGGAAUCCUCACCACCAAACCACCAAUAGACCCACGUAAACCUCACCUACCUCCAAACCACUCAGUCACGUUUAAUGUUGACCAGCAGUUCAGUAGUCCUGACAGACCUGUCCAGCUGUACGUCGCCUUACCUAGGGAACAUUCGUCAAGCAGACCUUUGAGCCCAGGCGUCCCACUUCUGCGCUCACCUGGUUCAGGUAGCUCUUCCAGUCGUUCUCCAAGUUCUGGAAGUCCCUCUGAGAGACCCUUAAGUCUGCCACCCACAGAGAGAGUCCAGUCCCCUGCACCUCUACCAGAUGAGAGGCGCCGACGAGCUGGUGGCCACUCUCACAACCCAGAACAGGGGACCACUUACAGACCAACCCCAAGGAGCAAGUCACAUGACAUUCUCCGACCAGAUGAGACCUAUUCAAAGAAUGGAGGCUACAAUAACAACAACAACAACCCUAAGUUCCACACUAUAGAGAGAGUUGAUAGACGAGCUGAGCGUGAUGUAGCUCACAGCAGGCCUGAUAGGAUUCACCAGCACCACCUGGUGCAAGAGGCCUCAGCCGGCCAUAGGGUUGUCAACUAUGCUAGAGUUAUCUCCCCUCAGCAGUUUGUUGGCGAAACACAGUCACUAGACCGCUACCAGGAGAAUUUGGAGCGCUUCCCUCGCUACCAGCCUCAGAGGCACUACGCCUACCUGAGAUACAACAACCACAGGUCAGCACGACCUGUCGAGGUGGCCAAGAGCUCUGCUUGUCUGAAGGAGUCAUCUGUGUAGUGUUAUGACUUUUACAUGAGGCUUGAUAAUUAGAUUAUAGCACAGAAGAUUUAGGCUGUCAACAGGUUACUUUGUCAGUUACUAUGUAAAACUGACUUACAUGUAGGUGGGGAAAGAAAAGGCUUAAUUUGACAGAAUGAUAGUUGGCCAGUUUUUGGUCGGUUGUAUAAUCUUUGUGAGUAGAGACAGUUUUGUGGUGCAGAUUUAAUUGUGAUUAUGUUUAAGAUCAUAUGUUAAAGCUGGCUGUCUUAAGAAAUAUUCAGUAUCAGUGGAAUUCUGAAAACUGGGCCAUCAUUUCAAACAGUUCACAAGAAGGAAGUGCUGCUAGUGUUCAUUUGUGUUGGUUUUAUUUUACGUAGUUUUGUAUUUUGUUUUUGAAAGAGGCUGUAAAGUGUCGUAUAAGCGCGUAUGAAAGUACUUUGUACAUUUGUCCAGUGUAACUGAUGUGACAUGACAUGCAUAGUUUGUUUGUGAAAUGUAUUCCUGUCUGGAACUGCAGAUCCAGGAAAAUGAUGUACAUAAAAUAUACCUGUUGUAAAAGUUGAACUGCAGUGUAUUAUUCCAAUUGUGGAAAAAUUAGCAGCUGAGGUAUGCAAGAGCAAAUCAAGAGAAGAUAUGAAAAAAAUGAGAAACCCAUUUAUUGAUACAUAAAAUAUCAUAAAUUGUAUUACUUAAUUUUAAUUUAUCAGAAAAUAUUCAAAAUGAAGAGUACGUUAAUUUUUAUAUUUUAGGUUAUAAGGCACCAUAUUUACCUAUAAUAGCUAUCUGGAGGACUAAACGGGUAACUGGAAUGCCUUCCCUUGUUCUACACUUACAUGCAGAUGCUUCAAAAGCUGUUUUAUUCAGUAGUACAAAGAUUAUGAUCAGUUUUUUUUUUCAGCAGGUUUAGUACCUUUGUAUGAAAUUAUCCAUUGACAUUUCCUGUGGUGCAUGAAGAAGUAAUGUGGAGCAGGAUUGGGAAGUUUUCACGAUCGGAAAGAUUGAAUGAUAGUAUAGGUAUUUGUUAAUAUGAAUCCAUGUACUUAGUUCAUACCUUUAUCUUCCUUUGAUUGUUCUGGGAAUUGGACUUUUAUGGUAAUGUAUUUAUUUCAAUACAACUCACCACUUUAGUGAACAUGGAUAAUAUUUUAUUACCUGGGUGUUCCUCAACUCCAAAGCCUCACAAGAUGAGGCUAAGACGUUGACACUUAUACCUCCCUGAACGAGCUUUAAAUUACAGGUAAUUGCCCAGACCAUGUGGAGUAUGUACAACUUCUGACAAGCAAGGCUUAUGCAACUACAGCACACGGGCUAUGGCCAUUAAGCUAUAUAUAUACAUAUCUGUAUAUGUGAAGCAUACAUGUAAUUCAUUGUACACAUAAGUGUAUAUUUUGUUGAAAUUAAUUGUAGUUUAUGUUAAUGUAUGUUUAAGUAUAUUGCUAUAUAACUAAUUAUAUGUAGGAUAUCACUGUUUUUGGUCAGCAUUCCACUUGUAGUUGUGAUUCAGUAUCCAGGAAUAAGUGCUUUCCAGCCACAUCUUUUAAUACAUUGUACAUGUACCUACAAAAGAAAUUGUAGUAUUUUACUGUUUAUUUAUCUUUUGUUAUUGACACUUACAUACAAGUAAUGUUACCAUCCAUAGUUCAUACAUAUAUCUGUAUUCAUAUUGUCUGUAUAUAUGAUAAUUUUUAUACAAAUUGAAUACAGAAAUCACAAGUUAUCUGUAGCAUGUUUAAUUUUAUUAUAAAGUCUGUUCACUAGUGAAUAGCGUGAAGAUUUAGGUAUAAAUAUUUGAAUCUCUUGUUUAUUGGUUUAAGAGUUUGUUGUUGAAGUAUAUUAUCAUAACAGGUCUGUUGUGGUGGUAUUCAAAAUAAAGUUUUCUGAAGUCCAUAGUUUUCAUUGUGAGGGUGUUUUAAGUUUUCAUCUGACUCAUUCCAGUGUCAGUAGAAAUGCCAGACAUGAUGUUGGAUAUCCCUGUAGAAACACUUCAUUUUAUGAUUUAUGAAUUAUUUAAAGCAAUUACAUUCCUUUUUGAGUUUUGUAGGUAAAUACAUACAUACAUAAAUAUGCAUCAUGCAUCUGAAGUGCUAAUGUUUGUUGUAAUGUUAGGUGAUGCAGCUUGUAUUGUUACAUUACUUGAAGUUGUAUUCUGUGCGUAGGAAAUACAUUUACCUGAUUUAGGUACAUACAUGCUUUGUGUUUGUGGUUACCAUACUGGUACCAUGUAUACUGUGUAGGUACAUUCUAACCACUGAUGUGUAAAUGUGGUUUAUGAUAAUCAUAGAAAGGUUACCAGCAGAUCACAUUUUGUGGUAAAUUUACUUUUCAUGUCUUGCCUAGGCUUCUCUAAAAAGCUGCAGAACCAUUUGUGUGUCACUGAUGAUGUGCACUCUGUAGACACUGAUCUAGUCUUCACAUCAAUCUAUAUGGCUUAUUAUUAACGUGGGCUUAAUUUAUGCAACAUUGUGUGUAAUGAAGUAAUUGCAAAUAGCAUAUAACAUGUGCACGACAUGCAAACUCUGUGUACUCGUGGUCAUUUUGUUAAUGCAAGUUACCAUAUGAGAAAAAUCUACUUCAUAAGACAGGAGUAGUUCAGUAUGUCAUAUCAUUUCAAGAUACUGUGUUGUACAUUCAUUUGUUAUACAUUUUUCGGGGUAACAGUCAACAUUCAUCAUAUAUUAUUUACAUAGAUUGUAACUAUUGUGAUGUUGUUAUCUGUAGUAAAUUGUUUAUCUCCAUGAUCCAAUUGGUCCCAGGUUUUGUGAUGUGUUUGUGAGUGUAAUGUGUCAACCUAGAAUAUAGUAUAGAGGAAUAUGGAGCACAUUUUGUGUAAUGUAAAGUUGUGUUUCUGGAAAUUGUGAGAUACAAGAUCAGCAAGCAUUCCCAUCAUCAGCCUUGCAUGUGUAAUGUUCAUUGAUCAACAGCUUUGCAGAAAGUCAAUGGUUGAUGCCACGUGCUUCACAGAUUUCUCUCUUGAUAAAGAACAUUAAUGCACUCAAGUCGGGUGGCUCAGUUAUAAAGCUCCAUAUCCUUCCCUAUUAUGUCCCAGAGUACACAUGUGUUAGUUGUUACCAUUUCUAUAGACCUGUGACGUCAUAUCUCCGGUACAAGACAGCUGAGUGUCUGUCAGUAGAUCAGAGUGUUAGGCUGGAUGUUUUACAGUUAGGACUUGUCUGUAUCACACAGAUUCAAAGCUUAGUGUAUUUGGUUGAUGCUUUGUGAUAAGUAAUUCUAUUGAAGAUGUAGUUGAAGUGAAGACAUUUGUGUAUUAUGUAUGCAGUGGUUCAUAUUAUACCCUGAAGAGCCCUUGUACCGAUUUGAUGUCUGAAUGUAUGUGAUUUCUAUUGAAUGUAUAUAAAAUUGUAUAUAGUAAGCUUGCAAUGAACACGUAAAAAGGUUGUGCAAUGAAAGCAAUGAGACACAUGUGAUCUGAAAUACAAUAACUAUUUUCCUGAAGUUUGUAAUUUUUGAUGGAUUUGAAUGACUCUUGUGGUACAUAUACAUGUAGUUAUAUAUACAAUGUAUAUCUUUCCAUUUUCAUUUCAUAUGUAAUGAUGGUUUGAUGUUGCAGUGAUAUUGCAGAAUGUCAGAUUCCUUAAUUCCUUAUAUCAGAGCAGUAAAUUUGCCAUUGGUGAAAAACAGUAUUAGUUUAUCUUGAAUCUAUCUUUUGCCAUUCCAGCAAAGACUUCAAAGUGGCUUCAAAUCUAGUUGUUUCAAAUAAGGUAGAUGUUGUACCUAUCCUGUAUGCUUCAUGUAUGCAUCAAAAUCAUAAACAUUAAA
Liolophura sinensis is the source of this 7357-nucleotide messenger RNA. RefSeq names its product ubiquitin carboxyl-terminal hydrolase 43-like. Lineage: Eukaryota; Metazoa; Mollusca; Polyplacophora; Chitonida; Chitonidae. The transcript is spliced from 11 exons. Gene Ontology annotation, molecular function: cysteine-type deubiquitinase activity. Bases 92 to 3598 code for a protein of 1168 amino acids. The record is from RefSeq and is a predicted model, not a curated record. Gene Ontology annotation, biological process: protein deubiquitination.